This is a messenger RNA of Pseudogymnoascus destructans, 684 nucleotides long. RefSeq lists its product as uncharacterized. The transcript has a single exon. Gene Ontology annotation, biological process: glutathione metabolic process; L-phenylalanine catabolic process. Bases 1 to 684 code for a protein of 227 amino acids. Gene Ontology annotation, molecular function: glutathione transferase activity; maleylacetoacetate isomerase activity. Gene Ontology annotation, cellular component: mitochondrion; cytoplasm. The record is from RefSeq and is a predicted model, not a curated record. Lineage: Eukaryota; Fungi; Ascomycota; Leotiomycetes; Thelebolales; Thelebolaceae.
AUGUCGACCACCGUCACAGACACCUUCCAGGCCUACGUCUACUACCGCUCCUCCUGCUCCGGCCGCCUCCGCAUCGCCCUAAACCUCAAAUCCAUAACCCCAACCUACAAAUACGUCAACCUCGUCGCCAAAGAACAGCGCAGCGAGGAAUACACCCUCAUCAACCCCUCCCACACCGUCCCCACCCUCAUCAUCACCCCCUCCUCCGGCGCCGCCCCCAUAAAACUCACCCAAUCCAUUCCCGCCCUCGAAUACCUCGAAGAAGCCUACCCCUCCCUCCGGCCCCUCCUCCCCAAAGACCUCGCCGCCCGCGCAACAGUCCGCACCCUGACCGCCAUCAUCGCCGCGGACGUGCAGCCCAUCACCAACCUCUCGAUCCUGAACCGCGUCGAGGCGAUUGGGGGGGACAAGGCGGUAUGGGCGCGCGAGAUCAUGGCGCAGGGCUUGCUGGCGUAUGAAGCGGUUGUAAAGGACACUGCGGGGACGUUCUCGGUGGGUGAUGAGCUGUCGAUGGCGGAUGUGUGUUUGGUGCCCGCGAUGUGGGGGGCGGAGAGGUUUGGGGUCGAUUUUGGGGAGAUGCCGACGGUGAAGAGGAUUUAUGAAAGGUUGGCGGCGAUGGAGGAGGUGAAGAGGGCGCAUUGGUCGAGGCAGGAGGAUACGCCUAAGGAGCUUAGGAGUGAGUGA